Messenger RNA from Asparagus officinalis (garden asparagus), 1160 nucleotides. Its product is annotated as myb-related protein 308. The record is from RefSeq and is a predicted model, not a curated record. The coding region runs from base 47 to 946 and encodes 299 amino acids. The transcript is spliced from 3 exons. NCBI's taxonomy places the organism in Eukaryota, Viridiplantae, Streptophyta, Magnoliopsida, Asparagales, Asparagaceae.
GAGGGAGAAAGAAGAAGGAAGAAAGAAAUAAGAAAGGAAAACUCUAAUGGGGCAUCAUUCUUGCUGCAACCAACAGAAGGUGAAGAGGGGACUAUGGUCGCCGGAGGAGGACGAGAAGCUCAUCCGAUAUAUCAGCACCCAUGGCUACGGAUGUUGGAGUGAAGUCCCUGAGAAAGCUGGACUCCAAAGAUGCGGCAAGAGUUGUCGUUUAAGGUGGAUUAAUUAUCUUAGGCCCGACAUUCGACGGGGAAGAUUCACACAAGAGGAGGAGAAACUAAUCAUCAGCCUUCAUGCUAUGGUUGGAAACAGAUGGGCUCAUAUAGCAAGCCACUUGCCCGGGAGAACAGAUAACGAGAUCAAGAACUACUGGAACUCAUGGAUCAAGAAGAAGAUCCGAAAGCCUACAACCCCUUCAUCGACAAGUCCCCCUAGUGCUGAACUCAUUAACCCUAGUUAUAACUCAAACAACCAAUUUGAUGCUUUCACAAGCCAAAACAUGCCGCCAGCAAGUGCUACUUCACAUCAGGAUGCAAUCUUUCCAUAUCAUUGCCCCCUCUUCAUGUUUGAUACUAGCAUUGGUGAUCAUAAUAAUGGAGGUAAUAUCGGGCUGAGCUCCGAGGUUUGGAACCCUAAUAUUCAGCAUCAAGACCAAGCAGUGCAUAAUUCGUUUUUUGCAUAUAAUACUAGUAGUAUGGAUUCGAACUAUUUGCCACCUUUGGUGGAUGGGAUGGCGGGUAUGGUGCAAAUAGGAGAAGAUGGAGAUCCAAUUAAUAGAGAAUGCUUUGAGAAGCAAGAUGUGAGUGGGUGGGUGGAGACUCAAAAUUAUCCUAGCCUUCUCAUAUGGGAGCAAAUUCAAGGGGAGCUAGUUGGUGAUCAUGAUCUUUCAAGCACAACUUCAUCGAAUAUAGAGCGCAUGGCUGCUGGUUCAUUCCCUUCUUCUCAAUGAGCACUCUUAAUCUACUAGAGGUUGACAAGUCUCUCUCUCUCUCUCUCUCUCUCUCUCUCUCUCUCUCUCUCUUCCUUUACCUCUCUCUCAAAUAAGGACUAGUGUGGAUCGAUUAUUUAUUGGUUUGUUGUUGCCCCCCUUUUUUUCUCCUUUUGUUUCCUUCCUUUGAAGCGAGGGUUUGUGCAGUGUCAUAAAGGCAUGAAUCAUGCGUGUG